This is a messenger RNA of Haliotis rufescens (red abalone), 4193 nucleotides long. RefSeq lists its product as uncharacterized. The coding region runs from base 216 to 3332 and encodes 1038 amino acids. The transcript has 15 exons. The record is from RefSeq and is a predicted model, not a curated record. Gene Ontology annotation, molecular function: acyltransferase activity, transferring groups other than amino-acyl groups. NCBI's taxonomy places the organism in Eukaryota, Metazoa, Mollusca, Gastropoda, Lepetellida, Haliotidae.
GUCAGUAAUAAUUCUAUUGGAUGUAUUCAUAUGUAAUGCGAGACACCUACAUGUAGUAUCAGAGGUCACUGAUAACCUGGGUCGAAUACUUCAUUCUGUGAUUGUUCAUAGAUAAUAGACGUCAGGUACACAAUUAUCAGAGUUGAGACUACCAGUCAUGGACUAGCACUAUAUCGUUCUCAGUUUCUAUAACUCCACCUUGUUAUACCAGGAAUAUGGAUCGUGUUUUUGUUGUUGUAAUAGUGCUUAUUUCAUGUCAACUACAUUCCCUGAGAUGCGACGAUGGAAUCAUUAUAAACAGCGAUGAAGCAUACGAUGGAUCUUCUGUAACAGGAGGCCCGUCUUCUCAAACAGUCAGUUCUCGUCAGGAUUCGUCGACAUACAGCGAGAUAGUCUCACAUAAAGAAACAACGCAUUAUCCGUCUUCGGAGAAAGGAACCGAUGUGACGACAUCAAACACUGUUGGAAUUAAAAGACCAAGCAGCCAGGUGCCCCUUAAGAAGAACACAACAACGGCUUCAGUUUUAAACAAACAAACAGUUACCGUACCCAUCAGUGAAAGUCAUGGUCCACAUGUGGCUGUACCUUCUGCGGCAACAAUUAGCAUCAACCCACUUGCGGCGAUGCUCGGACAGCUGCUGCAGAGUCCCCAAGCUAACACUAUCCUUGGACUAAUAUUUGGCCAAAAUCAUACCGAUGAACUGGCUCAAUUGUUGAGCCACCUCACAUCUUCAAGUCAAGGUGGACUGAGUCAAGAAGGACUGUCUGAGCUUCUCAACAACCCCGAAGCACAGGCAGUUAUGAAGCAAGUAUUUCAGCAUGGAUCUGUUGGAAACAUGCUGAAAACGUUAUUACCAAACAUGCUCCCUGUUCUGAACGAUAUCACGCCGGCUCAACUGUUUCAAGCUGUUGGAAACAUGGUCACUGGUUCGGGAACAGGCGGACAUUCGAGCAACGGGGCAAUUUUUCAGGCGAUUAUGUCUGCCUUACCAUCAAUAGCAGGAUCUUCGGUGAGUGCAGUUCUGAAAAAUUUCGGCGUUGACGUUAACGCCACUGACGUUAUGAAACAGAUUGCAGAACUUGUGUCUUUGUUCCGUGAGCAAGGCAACAUCACUGCGCUGCAAGAGCUUGCCGUCAAUGCAACUGGACCUGCUGGCAUGAUGCUCGAUGUUUUACCAUUGGCCAACAGCCUGGGGCAGAUGAUGAAUCCAGAAACGGUGUCAGAUGAGAAUAUAUGUCUUGCUGAUUUCAGUGCCUACAUCCAGGGACUUCUUACGAAACAGAUGUGGGCCAUUAAAAUGCUUGAUGCAUCUGGAAAGCCAGGUAGGAGUAUCUUGAAAGGCGCUUUACAGUUUCUCGGGAACUACGAUGAGUGCCGGGAGAUCACCGGGACCCCCAACACCACAGUACCCCGUGUGGUCAAUGGAGAGUACUGGGAGAUGGCGUUCGCCUUUCCGGAAGAACUGGGCAUGGUCAUGGACGGCCGUGCAUCCCUGUCAGCUAGGAUGCCGGGUAUCAAAUGGGGCUUCUGUCUUCCUAGGUCCUGCAAUGUCAGCACGGUUACACAUGCAAUAUCCCUGGUUCCUUUAAAAUGGCUUGGCUCUGAGCUGGUAUCCGCUUCCCCAAGAACCGUUGAUGAUUGGAAAGAGGAUGCAAGCGCCAUCACAGCAAUCAUUAUUUUAGUGCUGAUUGCUUCGUUGUCGGUGAUCGGAACGUGCUACGACGUGGUGUCUGGGUGGCUUGCCCUGCGGAGGGCAAAGAAAUACGAGGAAGAGGAUUUUUUGGACGGAUUCAAAGCCUCGAGAGCUUUCGUCUCCGAGGACGGCAAUCGUAUCUGGCGCCUCAGUAGCGGCAUCUCAAUGACAGCAAUGAACGGCAGGAGGGUGUACCCCCUGGAUGAAGACGGGGGCCCUAACCACAUGACCACAAGCAUGAGUGGCGGGGACGGGGGGCACUUGCAGGAAGAUGACAUGGAGGAAGAGGAGCAACCACAUAUAUCCAACACCGCUAACUAUGACAGCUUUGGUCGUAAGAUGUUGUUGGCCUUCUCCAUCCCAAGGAACGCGGAGAAGAUACUCAGCACCGCAUCAGGGGAGGGCAAUCUUGGCUGCAUUCACGGCAUCCGGGUCCUCAGUAUGGCCUGGGUCAUCUUCGGACACAGUGCAUCAUGGUCACCCUUGAAAACAGUUGAGAACAUUGUCGACUACAUGGACAGGGCAAAGGACUUCACCAUGCAGGCUUUGAUAAACGCAACGCUCUCAGUGGAUACCUUCUUUCUCCUGAGCGGCUGUUUAGUGUGUUAUCUGUUCCUGAAGGAGUCGAAGAAGUCACUGACAGGGAGGCCAACCGUAAAGCAAAUGAUAUUAUACUACGUUCACCGAUACUGCAGACUGACCCCUGUUUACAUGAUAUUUAUCAUGGCGUAUACCGGGCUAAUGCGCCAUAUAGUGGAAGGACCAAUAUCAUUCGAUGCCGAACUAAAGGACGCAGACAACUGCCGCACACACUGGUGGACUAAUCUACUGUACAUAAAUAACAUCUACAAGAAUGAUGAAAUGUGUCUCGGAUGGUCCUGGUUUUUGGCCAAUGAUAUGCAGUUCUACGUUGUGGCCCCUUUGGCACUCCUUCCAAUCGCUUUUGGACUUGAUGCCCUGGGAAUUAUUGUCAUGUCUGCGUUCCUGGUGAUCCAUAUAUCGACAUACGGAUAUUAUGAAUAUCAUCUCAAAGGAGCAACAAUGCUGCUGAAUCAGCCGGACUACUUCAAGUAUAUAUACUUCGUGCCCUGGUGUAGAGUUGGAGUGUAUGGAAUUGGUCUGUUCCUUGGCUACCUUCUCCAUAAAACCAAGUGCAAAGCCAAGAUACCAAGGUUCGCCCUUGUCCUUGGAUGGCAGAUCGCCCUGGUUAUUGGCCUGAUGUGCACAUAUUACCCCUACAGUGACUGGAAGGAUGGCAUUCUUGACUGGGAUCUUAACACGUUAAUCACGUUUACAACCCUUUCCAGACCGGGAUGGGCGGUGUUCGUGUCAUGGAUUAUAUUUGUGUGUUGCACAGGCAAUGGCGGUGUGGUCAAUAGGAUAUUGUCCUGGGGGGCAUGGAUGCCCAUGGGAAAACUUACCUACUGUGCCUAUCUCAUCCACCCUGCACUUUUAUCAUACACGGAGUUCUCAACGAGGACACUGGUAUAUAACAACGUGAUACAGAUCAGUUACCAUUUUAUUGGGACAUUCGCUGUGGCAUACGCCCUGGCUUUCAUCCUGUGUGUGUUUGUGGAGUCGCCUUGUCUGGGACUGGAGAAAGCUGUGUUGGCCAAGAUGAAGCUGAAAAAAAGAUAAGGGGCUGUGAUUCUGUGAAUUGUUUGUGAACUUAAUGCGUUCAUGGCUCCAGGAGAGGACAUUGUGUUUUCAGCGUUGGAAGGCUAUUCGCUUUCAGUUCAAUUGCCUUUUUUGAUAUGCAACACUGACUGAUUUAGUUCAAUACUUCUUCAUAGUGAAUAUUUAUACCUGAUGUGAACUAUAUGGGUUUUACCUUGAUAGCAAAGCCAAAGGAUGAAUAUUAUUUUACACCGCGUUCAGCAGUACCACAUCAAAAUCGCAAAAUAGGCUUCACGCAUAUGUUGGCCACGCAUUCUGAGCUUUGGCCUCUCCAGCGAACGCUUUAACCACUGGGCUACCCCACCGCCCUUGUACCACAGGAAUUCCUUCUGGGGAGAAAUCAUUAACGAAAUUGCUCUUAACCCUUCAGCUUUUGUUUAAGUUCAUUAAAUGGCUUGACUGUUGAUUCAUACAGAAUUCUACUUCUCACUGUCAGAAGUUUCUUAGUCAGAUAGUUUUACGUUUUUUAUUCAUGUUUCAUUGUACAAAGGAGGGGCGGUCGGGUAGCCUAGUGGUUAAAGCGUUAACACGUCACGCCGAAGACCCGGGUUCGAUUCCCGACAUGGAUACAAUGUGUGAAGCCCAUUUCUUGUGUCCCCCGCCGUGAUAUUGCUGGAAUAGUUCUAAAAGCUGCGUAAAACCAUACUCACUCACUCACUCAUUGUACAAAGGAUGUGAAUAUGACCAUAGGCGUUCAUUCUGAGCAUAAACAUGUACAUAUUACAACACGUUUAUUUGCAUGAUUAGGUAUAUCAGUUGUGUAGCGUUGGAGAUAACACAAACAUUUGUAGAUGCUACCUGAAUAAACAGAUAUCCCUUUUA